Spinacia oleracea (spinach) is the source of this 732-nucleotide messenger RNA. RefSeq lists its product as uncharacterized. NCBI's taxonomy places the organism in Eukaryota, Viridiplantae, Streptophyta, Magnoliopsida, Caryophyllales, Amaranthaceae. The transcript is spliced from 5 exons. The coding region runs from base 1 to 732 and encodes 243 amino acids. The record is from RefSeq and is a predicted model, not a curated record.
AUGCCCCCUUCAACAAUUGCUAUUGAAGCGAACAACAAAAAUUCUGAUUUAGCUCCUGUGACAGAUGCUGAUGGAAUACGACAUCUGGUAAAGGGACCAGUUCUGCCUCGAGACGUUUGGCAUGAUGCAAAGGGGUUUAGAUACAUUGUCAAGCUCAAUGAAUUCAACCAACCUAUUCAAAAAGGUGGGAAGAUCCUUGUGAGCUUCCUUGGAGAUAUUGCAAAAAAUGAUUCACUUUGUCCAGUGGGAGUCCCAAGUUGGCGUGCUGUGAACAAUCAGUUAAAAACUAAUGUUGUUACAAUGAUUCGGAAACAUUUUGUGUUACCUGAUGGACCUCUAGUUAACAAGGCACUAGUGAUGCGUAUUGACAAACCAUGGAACAAUCAUCGAUACAAAUUGAAGAAGGAUUUUUUCGAUCCAGUGAAUAAAUCUCGAGAAGAGAACUAUGCCAACGUGCCUGAUGGAGUGUCCACUAGGAGUUGGACGGAAUUGGUAGAUUAUUGGCUUUUACCAGAGGCCAUGGAAAAAUCUGAAAUGGGAAAAAAUGCUCGAGCUUUACAAGGCAAUAAGCACAACAGUGGUGCUACAAGCUUUGCUAAUCGAAGAGUUGAUAUGAAAGAGAAGAAAGGAGAGUUUAGCGAAUUGGCAUUUUUCAAAUCAGUUUACGCCAAAGAAGAUGGAAGCUUUAAAGAGGGCACACUUCCUCAUCAAUUUGUGGUAUCAUUGCAUUGA